Wasmannia auropunctata (little fire ant) is the source of this 2020-nucleotide messenger RNA. RefSeq names its product nuclear RNA export factor 2-like. Gene Ontology annotation, biological process: poly(A)+ mRNA export from nucleus. Gene Ontology annotation, molecular function: RNA binding; protein binding. Gene Ontology annotation, cellular component: nucleus. The record is from RefSeq and is a predicted model, not a curated record. The coding region runs from base 144 to 1769 and encodes 541 amino acids. The transcript has 3 exons. Lineage: Eukaryota; Metazoa; Arthropoda; Insecta; Hymenoptera; Formicidae.
AACCUAACUUGAAUGUGGACAUUUGUAAACAAGAGAAAAGAUUUACACCGGUCUACUAAAAUCGAGAAAAAUAUCAAGCGUUAAGUCGUGGUGGUGCGGAGAGGUUAGGAGGAGCCGCCGCUGUUUCUCGUAAACAAUAAACAAUGGCAUCGCCGACGUCAACGACAACGACAACGUCGCCGACGACGAGCGUCCAACCGCCGUGGGAGCCGCACCGGAUCACGUACCUCAAGCCGUCCUUCGACAGCCACGAGAAGGCGCUCGCGAGUCGCGAUGACCUCUGGCACAAGUUCAUCAUCUUCGACGGCGCCCGGUACAGGCGCGCCGACGUCCUGCGCGCCGUCGUGACCACCUGCCAGCCGGCGCUCCUGGUGCCGAUCAUGUACACCGUCGAGGACAAGGGCAAGACCGCGUUCCUCGCCAAGUGCGCCAGCAACGCCGUGGAGACCCUCGUGAGUCUGGAUAUGUCCGUGACGCUGCCCGGCGGCCAGGAGCUGCGCAUCGACAUCGUGCUGGGUUACCUCGGCGCGCAGGAGCUGCGGGUGAACACGAGCAAGAUCAUAGCGGAGGCCCUGUACGCCCGGUACGAGCCGGUGAAGAAGACGUUCAAUCUGGACGACUUCGAGAACGAGCGGGCGCUGGGCUCGAUAUUCUGUCCCAUCUCGAUACCGCAUAUCUUCGAUCUGGUGCUGCGCUGCAGCAGGACGGGCAUCAUGGGCGGGAGCCGCGAGGCCAACUCGCGGCUGCCGGUGCGCGAGCUGAGCCUGCGGUACAACCGGCUCACGGCCAUCAUCCUCUACGACAAGUUCUUCAAUUAUCACCUGACCAAGCUGGACCUGCGGCACAAUCAGAUCCUGGACGUGGAAUACCUGCGCUACUUCUGCGAGUACAAGAUAAGCGAGCUCUGGCUGGACGGGAAUCCGCUGUGCGCCAGGUACGCCAAUUCCCAGGACUACAUACAGGCGGUGAAGAACUUCUUCCCGCAUCUGCAGACGUUGGACGGGGUCGUUAUAGGGAUGGAGCAGAAAUUCGUGCCGUGUAUACAGAGCAACUAUCUCGGCAACGGCACGAGGAUCCCCCUGAUCCGGCAGUUCGUCAAGCACUUCUUCACGCUGUACGACCAGGAGGAUAGAAUCGUCAUGAACGGCCUGUACGACAAGAACGCGUUCUACUCCAUGACGUUGGGCGGCAUAACGAAUCACGCGCACAAGGAGAUCGUCAAGACGUUCUCCACGAACAGAAAUCUGUUGAAGUUCGUCGAUUACGCCAAGUGUCAGGAGUCCCUGUUCUGGGGACCCGAGAAGAUCAUCACCGCCCUGCGGCGGCAGCCGCCGACGGCGCACAACUUCAAGACGUUUCACGUCGACCUGUUGAGCGAGGAGGACAAUUACGUGGUCAUUUCCGUGCAGGGUCUGUUCUCGUAUCGGCUGCCGGCCUCCUGUCCGCCCAUGCUGUUCAACCGAACCUUCAUCAUCAUACGAAAGGAAGACAAUGAAUAUUGCAUCGUUAACGAUCAGUAUUACAUCGACGGUACACCCGCCGUUGCGGCUAGCGAAGUGAAAAUCGACCCAAGACCCGUGCCCAAGUUUACGGUACUCAGCGUGACGGAGAAGGAACAGCUGCUUAGAUUUUUACGCGAGCUCACCACGAUGAACAUUCGGUAUUGCUACAAGUAUCUUCAGGACGCGGACUGGAAUAUAAGAAACGCGAUUACAACUUUUGUGAAGAAUUACUCGGUCAAUGACGUUUGUCCAGAGGCUUUCCAGUAAACGUACGUUGCAUUAGACGUCGAUACUUAAGAGAAUAGUUAUUAUUUUGUACAAAUAACUAUGUAACUGCUUAGAUUUUUACGCGAGUUCGCCACGAUGAACAUUCAGUAUUGCUACAAGUAUCUUCAGGACGCGGACUGGAAUAUAAGAAACGCGAUUACCACUUUUAUGAAGAAUUACUCGGUCAAUGACGUUUGUCCAGAGGCUUUCCAGUAAACGUACGUUGCAUUAGACGUCGAUGCUUAAGAGAA